AUGAGGGACCGCGGUCUCGCAGCAGGCAGCAGCCGUAGCGCCCUCCGGGAGUCCGGGUGGGAAGCGACCGUUGGGAUGCCCCUCCCCGUCCCGGCCUCUCCCUCACCCUGGGGGUACCUUGAACAUAACAGGAAAUUUCAAAUAACAGGAAACCGAGACCGGGCAAGGCGAGCGGCUCCACCCUGCCUGGGGCGAACCACCCCGGGCCUCAGUCUGCCCCCGGGGACCACGAUGAACGCCACAGGGGCCCCGACCGCGGCCCCCGAGUCCUGCCAGCUGCUGGCGGCCGUCGGGCACAGCCAGCUCAUCGUCCUGCACUACAACCACUCUGGCCGGCUGGCGGGGCGGGGCGGGCCCGGGGAGGGCGGCCUGGGGGUGCUGCACGGGCUCUUCGUGGCCGUGAGCUGCCUGGUGGUGCUGGAGAACCUGCUGGUGCUGGUGGCCAUCGCCAGCCGCAUGCGCUCCCGCCGCUGGGUCUAUUACUGCCUGGUGAAUAUCACGCUCAGCGACCUGCUCACAGGCGCCGCGUACCUGGCCAACGUGCUGCUGUCCGGGGCGCACACCUUCCGCCUGGCGCCGGCCCAGUGGUUCCUGCGCGAGGGCCUGCUCUUCAUGGCGCUGGCCGCCUCCACCUUCAGCUUGCUCUUCACGGCGGGCGAGCGCUUCGCCACCAUGGUGCGGCCGGUGGCCGAGAACGGGGCCACCAAGAGGGGCCGCGUGUGCAGCUUCAUCGGACUCUGCUGGCUGCUGGCGGCCCUGCUGGGCCUGCUGCCUCUGCUGGGAUGGAACUGCGUCUGCGCCUUCCAGCGCUGCUCCAGCCUGCUCCCGCUCUACUCCAAGGGCUACAUCCUCUUCUGCGUGGUGGUCUUCGCCUGCAUCUUGGCCACCAUCAUGGUGCUCUACGGGGCCAUCUUCCGAGUGGUGCGCGCCAACGGGCAGAAGGCCCCGUGCAGCCCGGCCCGCCGCAAGGCUCAGCGGCUGCUCACGACGGUCCUCAUGAUCUUGGUGGCCUUCGUGGUGUGCUGGGGCCCGCUCUUCGGCCUGCUGCUGGCCGACAUCUUUGGCCCCAACGUCUGGGCUCAGGAGUACCUGCGGGGCAUGGACUGGAUCUUGGCGCUGGCCGUGCUCAACUCCGCGGUCAACCCGCUCAUCUACUCCUUCCGCAGCCGCGAGGUGUGCCGGGCCGUGCUGGGCUUCCUCUGCUGUGCGUGUCUCCGGUUGGGACUGCGAGGGCCUGGGGACUGCCUGGCCCGGGCCGCCGAGGCCCAAUCCGUCGCCUCCACCACCGACAGCUCGCUGAGGCCGAGGGACAGCUUUCGGGGCUCCCGCUCGCACAGCUUCCGGAUGCGGGAGCCCCUGUCCAGUAUCUCCAGCGUGCGGAGCAUCUGA
Molecule: messenger RNA, 1389 nt
Organism: Physeter macrocephalus (sperm whale)
Lineage: Eukaryota; Metazoa; Chordata; Mammalia; Artiodactyla; Physeteridae
Gene: S1PR4
Product: sphingosine-1-phosphate receptor 4
Exons: 1
Coding region: 1-1389 (462 amino acids)
Biological process (GO): regulation of metabolic process; adenylate cyclase-activating G protein-coupled receptor signaling pathway
Cellular component (GO): plasma membrane; cytoplasm
Molecular function (GO): sphingosine-1-phosphate receptor activity
Source: RefSeq, a predicted model, not a curated record